CAGAAACAAUAUUGUUUCACAAGGUAACAGGUACUUGAUUUUGGUUCAUAAGGCCGAUUUUUGAUUUGUUGCAUCAUUAAUGUCUCUUUCCUGCUAAAAUUCACUAUUUGUAUCACGUGUUUCCCAAAAAAACUAUACAACAAUAAGUUAUACACCCCAUUACAUUAUCAAAUUUCAUACCUCACCUUCCUCUAGGGAUGAAAACAAAAUCCGAACCCACGGGUACCCACCCUACCCAACUCGGUCAACGCGGGUAAAAUCCGUGUUGACGGGUUUUGGGCCGGGUUUGGGUUUAAACCCGUUCAAUAUUCAUCGGGUUGGGUUGGGUUUGGGUUUAGGUAAACCUGACCCAUGGGUACCCGCCCACACCCAUAUAAUUAAUUUUCUCGAUAUAUUUAAUAUUCUAAACAACUUAUCUUAUUUAUGUUUGUGGAGACAUGUCUAAUUUUUCUUUCUAAUUGUGUAGAAUGAAGUUGAUGUUAUCGAGUGGAGAGUAAAGAAACUUAAUUGAAAGGAAGAAGCUUUCAAUUAAUCAUGUUAUUUAUGGAUAAUUUGUUAUUUGCUUGAAUUUUCUAGAAUGGUAUUUUAUAUAUGGAUAAUUUGUAUUGAGAGAUUGAUAUUUGACUUUAAUUUUGAUAGCAACUUGUUAUUGUAAAUUUUUUAAGACAAAAACCUGGGGGUUGAGUUGGGUUUGAGUUUUUCAAACCCAGUGGAGUUUACCCCGAAUUUUUUUCACGGAUAAACCCAUGAAUUUGGAUUUGAAUUUGGCAAAACCCGACCCAACCCGACCCAUUGCCAUCCUACCUUCCUCCGGUCAACUGGCCGGGGCCCACACUAGUAUAUUAUUAGGGUUAGCUCGUCUUUGGAUCCCGAGAGGGUAAGUUAUAGUAGCGUUUGGGAGCAAGUUGCAGUUUGGAAAAUGGGUAUUGGCAUGAGAGGCCAUGUUACCUAAGCCAGAGCCUCCGCACAUUCUCCUGCAUGUUGCAUGGGCCACUUUCCCCAAACAUAUAACUGCCAUCCUCAUCUAGCAACUAUAGAAGAAACACAAAGAGAGAGAGAGUUCCUUUGGAUGGUUUCUAAUCUAGACUCUCUACCUAACUCAACUUUAGUCUAAUCAUGAUAAGAAUACACCAUUUCCAUUUCGUAAGGUGCGGGGUACGGAAAAUACGAGAGGAAAGUUAGAUACAAAUGAGUUUUUAGUUGUAUAGGCCUUGUUCAUAGGUUCUAAGUUAUCUUCACGCUAGAUUAAGUAGUUGAUUAAUUUCAUGAACUAUGCUUAUAUGGGGAAAAAAGUUGUUUGAUAUUCAUUAUCCAUCUAAUUUAUAUAUUAGUUUCGGGUUCGAGUUUUGUAUAAAAAGGUAACCUAUUGAUUAUCCACGAUUACGGUAAGUAUAUGUAAUGGAGAGCAUAAAUUCAAGUCACACAAGGAUGGGGAGGAUAUGGGUUAUUGAUAUCUACUCCACUUUCAUCUCCAAUUACAUUAUUGCAAGUAUGAUCAAAGGAAAAUGAAAGGAAAACAGUGUAGUAACUAGUCGGGAAAUCCAACGAUUUGUUGUUGCUAUGUUGCCUAAUUAGGGACCAUAUCAUACACACAAGCAUUCUGGUAUUCAAUCAAUCUCAAUACCAUUUUAAUUAAUGAAUUUAGGUACAUGUGAAAAUUUUCCCACUGUAACAAAUUCAUGAAUAUGAUCAGAUAGUUAAACCCAAUUCAUAGUCAAAUUGAUGAAUCCAAUGUAAUCAAACUCUACUAGAUGAGAAAUAUAUACUCUAAGCAACUAGAUGAUAAAUUUAUGUUCUAACUACAUAUUCUAUUAGAUAAACUAAGAUAGCCCCAAAAAAAAUUUAAUCUAAGUGAAAUGGCAUCAUUGAUACCCAACUCCCAAGUCCUCAACUUGAGGACCUCAAAGACUCAAUUAAGAAGUUGGAUUAUGUAGUUAACUAGUUUAAGAUAUUUUUUGAAAGGAUCUUUGUACUUGUUUAGGCUUAUCUUUUUCCUAGGGUUCUUAGCUUCGUAGCCCCACCUUAUACCAUCUUCUCUGCCUAAAAAUUCAUUGGAAAUAUGUACUCCACACACCCUUCCCCAUUACAGGACCCGCAUGCCACCGUUGAAAAUAAUUCGAAAAUUGACCCCAAAUUGAUAUAUAUUGCAUGCACAUGGGAUUUGUCAAAAACAUAACAAUACAGGCACAUGGGAUGUAUGAAUUUGAAAUAUUACCAAAUUUCAUCAUCAUCAUCAUCAUGUCAAAACAACAUAUUAAACAUUGAUGAUGAGAUGGAUGAUUGAAUUAACCUCAGCCAUUCAAGGAAUGAAAACAAACCUUAUAUCAAUUCUGUUUUGAGUGAUCAAUGGAUCAUACAUAAGUACAUAUUUAUCUCUAUUCAAUUGUCUGAUAGGAAAUUAUAUAGUUGGUGUACGCUUGUGAUGUGAACACACAAUAAUUACUUGAUUUUUUCCUUUACAUAUGUUGAGGUGUAAAAAUGCAUUUAUCCCUAUAUGAUGGUUUGAUCGAGAUUCGAGAAUCAAACGGUUAUUGUAUACUUGAGAUGUAAACACAUCCAAUCAAGUGGUUUUUCCUCACACGCAGUGGCGGAUCUAAGGGGGCCGUCCCCGGGCCACGACCCAGCCCUCCCCGGAUCCAAAACUCGUAUAGUACUUGUAAACUUCCGAUUUUGGGUAUAUAUUUCAAUAUUUAUAGGAUUACGACCCAACCCUCUCCACCGUUUUUUAAAUGCAGCCCAGUACUCUAACCUGUUUUGGAUCCACCGCUGCUCACAUGUCCAGAAUGCACCAUAUUUACUUAAUUACAAAAGAGAUGGUUAAAAUACACAAACACGUACUUACUUCUAUUCUAUUCCGAUGGUGGAAAAAACUCUCUCUAAAAUAUAAUUACCUAAACAAGUGAUGGGUAGAGACAAUAGAGAGGGAAGAUGCUCAAAAGAGUAUGCUUUUAUUUUUAUUUUUAUUUUUUUCUAUAUUUUGUUGGGUUGAGUUGGCUUCUAUUAAAGGAAAGCUGAAGAUGCAUUGUUCAGGAAUCAGUGGAUACAUUCUCCCAAAUUAGACAAUGCAAAAGAGAGGGAAGAAAACACAAACCCACCAAACAGAAAGGAAUUGAUGAGAGCAUAGGCCAUAGAGAGGUGAGGGGAAGAGAAGCAAAAAAAGCUGACUUUAAAGCUUUAGAAUAGGAAGUUUGCUUCUGAAUGAAACAAUGGAUGCCCACAAAAGGUUAACAUCACAUCUUCAAGCAACCAAACCAAAUGCCCACCCAUGUUUCCUGUUCCCAUUCAUAUAAGGAAAGCAUUCCUAGCAAAUACAGCAAAAGGGAAGGAAGAGGGGUGAAAGAGAGUCUCCUAAUCUCUCUCUCUUGUUCCUGUUUCUGGUAGAGCAGAGGCAACCCCGGAAAAAUGGAGGCAUUCAUGUUGCAGAACAUCUUCAAUGGAGGCAGAGAAGCCCAAAUCCAAGCUGCCUCCGAGAUGGUCAAACUCAGCAGCAAACUGAGGCAGAAGUUAGUGGAAGGUGGAGUCAUUCUCCCUUUGAUCACCAUGCUUCAGUCUCAGGACUAUGAAUCCAUCCAAGCUUCACUCUUUGCAUUGCUCACCCUUGCCUUUGGCAGUGAAAGGAACAAGAGAAGGAUGGUGAAAUCAGGCGUUGUAGAUGUGCUACUCCACCUCCUCCAAUGGCAGGAAGAGUCAUUGACAGAGCUGACAGUAGCAGCUCUGCUCAUCCUCUCCUCAUGCGGGCCAAACAAGCCUCUCAUCGCAUCAUCAGGAGCCAUCCAAAUCCUAGUCGAUUCAAUCCCCAUUCUAACCACCACCCAAUCAAAGCUCGACACUUUGACCACACUCCACAAUCUCUCCACCUGCAACCAAGCAAUCCCACACCUCGUCUCAUCAGAGCUAGUCCCCACAUUGCUCCAACUCCUAACCCAACAUUCUUCCUACCCAAUUCAACCAGAGCUGGCGGACAAGGCAAUGGCGCUGCUGGAAGCCGUCGCGAUCACGUCGGAGAGGGCCGUGGCCCAGGCCGCGGGAGGGAUACGGGUGCUGGUGGAGAUGGUGGAGGAAGGCAGCCCACAGGGGAAAGAACAUGCCGUUGGGGUGCUGGUGCUGAUUUGCCAGAGCUCGAGGGAGAAGUACAGAGGGUUGAUCCUGAUGGAAGGCGCCAUGCCCGGUUUGCUGCAGCUGAGCAUUGAUGGGAGCUGGAGGGCGAGGGGUUUGGCUCAGGAGCUGCUGAUGAUGCUUCGAGGGGAUUGCGAUGGUGGGUCGAGAGGGAAGCAGUGGAAGGAGGAGAUGGUGGAGAGGGUGAUGCAGGAGAUCGAUGCUGCGGAAGGGGAGGAGGAGGAAGUUUUCAUGGGGAGUGGUGGAAGUAGUACGCUCAGAUUGGUGGAAGAGAUGAUUGCGAAGCUGAGUACCUGAUUUUGCUUUAGAUUUUGGGAUUAGGGUUCUUACUUCUUAGGGAAUUGGGGUUCCAGCUUUUGUACAUAAAUAAAAAAAAAACAGAGAUUGAUUCGAUUGGGUCUUUUAGGAGCGGAGAAGAGAUGAUUGCUAAAUGCUAACCAGAGAGCUAGAUAAUGUACUCUUCCCAGGCCCAUGAAAAUAUCAAUAGAUACCUUCAUUUCACUAUACUUUAUCAUAACUGAAUCAACCUCGGCCUCGGCCGAUCGCAUAUACAAUGUUUAAACCACUAAUGAUAUCAUAAUAAAUUUUUCGUAGUUAGUUUGUAGUUUCGAACGAUUAGUCUCAGUAAUCUCUCAAUUUUUUACUGUAUCAAACAAACAAUCAUCUUUUACGAUUAAAAAUUGUAUAUCUAACAUCAAAACAACAAUUUUAUCAUAAGUCAUAACACUUCUUUUUAUCGCAGUUCAUUCAUAAUCUUAAAUUGCUAACCUCACACCGAUUGUAUCGCAAUGGUUAGUUAGUCCACAACAUUGAAUUGAAAUUUUGUCACUAAAAUGGGUUGCAAGCAAGUUAGUUAUAAAUGAUAGAAACGGACCAUUUUACCAAAAGCAAUAUAGAGCACAACAACAACAACACGAACUUGAUAUACAAUAGUCUUCCAUGUACAUCUGACAAUUUUUUAUUUGAGCUGCAGUAUCGUAUCUAAUUUUGUACCGGUAAAAUCAACCGAGUAUAUUUUAUGUUUAAAUGGUAAUUUAAACAUUUCAUACUGUCAAAUACUGUAUAGCAAUUUAGCAUUCCAUAAGACAUUUUUCUAGUCAAACCACUAAUAUGAACCAUAACUGUAGCCUGUAGGAAGAGGAAGCCAUGCACCUUUUUCAACCUGUUGAAACUUGAAAUUACUGUUUUAGGUUUUUUAAUGGAGGAAUUUUACAAUGCUAUAUAGUAUUGGUGCUAUAGGUUUUUCCCUUUAUGGUAUAACUUGAAGUUGUACCUUUAACGUUAUGGUACAACUUCAGAUUGUACCUAUACUCUUUUGUCAAAUUGUUUUAUGGUACAACUUAAACUUGUACUUUCAUUUGAUGGUACAAGUUUAAGUUAUAAAGUUGUACCAUAACA
Molecule: messenger RNA, 5514 nt
Organism: Linum trigynum
Lineage: Eukaryota; Viridiplantae; Streptophyta; Magnoliopsida; Malpighiales; Linaceae
Source: the annotation of a GenBank genome assembly